Pelodiscus sinensis (Chinese soft-shelled turtle) is the source of this 1275-nucleotide messenger RNA. The record is from RefSeq and is a predicted model, not a curated record. NCBI's taxonomy places the organism in Eukaryota, Metazoa, Chordata, Testudines, Trionychidae.
GGAGAAGGAGCAGCUGGAGAACUGCAGGAAGCCCAACCCGGGAGCCAGCCGCCUGGAGGCAGCCCUGCCCCAGGGCUCGGCCCAGGAUGGGAAAGGCCUGCCAGAGCUGGGGUCCCAGGGGCCGGCCCAGGAUUGGCCCGACGGUGAAGCGGCGUCCGGAAUCGGCUCCGGAGCAGAAGGCCUUGGCAGGAGAGCAGCAAGGGGGGCCAGCGCGGGAUGAGAAGGACCUGAGAGGUGACGAACCCCGUGGGCAGCCGCUGGCAGUGAGGGACCAGCCCCAGGGAUCGGCGCAGGAGCAGAGAGACCGAAGUCACCUGGAGAUGAAAAUCCAAUGCAAGCCCAGCAGCCAUGUGGAACGGAAAACGAGCUCCCUGGCUAUGCCCCCCUCCAGCCAGCAGGGUACAGCCAAGAUUCGCCUCCGGGCUCCGGAGUCAGCUGGGGCCCCUUCCGCCCAAGAUGGACCCAGAGUCUCCUCGGUCGCUUCCCCGACUCAGCUCACCUACAGCAGCUCGUUCAAACGCGUCAGCCCGAGGACCGUCUCGUUCCGGGUGAUGUCCAGAAAAGACCAGGAAGACAACGUGUUCACCAGAAGUGCCAGCAUGAGACUCCCAGCCAACAAGAUUGAGGAGAAACUGGAGAAAUACGCCUCGGCCGUGCAGCGCUCUGAGGUGAAGUCGUCCCUGCUGAGAAACGUCCCCCCUUCCUCGGAGGGUGUGGCCAGCAAGCGCAGCAUCUUCGAGGCCAGCAAAGCCGACUCAGUUCCUGUCAGAAAGGAGAGCUUGAGGCUCCCGGGCUUGGUGACAUCUCGCAUCAACCUCUGGAUAAGCAGGACCGAGGAGCCCAGCCAGGAUGGAAGAACCAAGGACACUGGGAAAAUGGACGGCGUGCCAAGGCGCGGCCCCUGGGCCAAGCAGCACAGCGACGCCUCCACCGACACCCGGCUGUAAUGCGAGGAGGCUCCCUGGAGAAGUCUUGCUGUGAUGGUCAAAGCCAGGCCCUGUGCAACCCUGCAGUGUCCCUCCGUGGCUUUCUCUGAGCACCCUCCUCCCAUGAAAUGGGCCCUGAGACCGGCUUUCCCCUCGGGGUCCUGGCGUCUGACUCACGGAGUGGGGGAGGAAGAUCCGAAGAGGACUCGUUUCCCGAGCAGCUGUUCCUUCCCACCGUCCGGCCUGGCACUGACAUAGCAAAGCCACGAGUUCUGUCUGCACUGGGUGCUUCCCUGCCCUCUCCCCGCCGCCUCCUGUUCGCUGUGCCUGGGACCAACGUCCCCCGGGA